Molecule: messenger RNA, 2019 nt
Organism: Symbiodinium sp. CCMP2456
Lineage: Eukaryota; Dinophyceae; Suessiales; Symbiodiniaceae
Source: the annotation of a GenBank genome assembly
AUGUCCUUCCAGCUCUUGGGCCUGUUUGUGGCAUUCGCCACCUCAGAAGCGGCAAAGAUGGUUCCCAUUCCGAACCAACAGGACAGCAUCGUGAAUCUGCUUGCCAACGUGCCGAAGCCUAGCGAGUCCAAGGCCAAGGCUACCGAGAUGGAGACGAUGGUCAUGCUGCUCGCACAGCAGGCAAAGCUUGCCCGAAAGCAGUCCCAGGGCGCUGACGGCAACGUGACGGAGUUGGUCACGCAGAUCAAAGCGGAGCUGAAGAAGAUGGAGGAGGAGGUUCUCAAGGCUGCGGGCGUGGCCGAUGGUGCCUGCCAAGAGUCCUUUGCAAACCUCUCCGUGGGUUGCCCGCUGUACUCUGGCAACACUACCUUCCUUCCAGAAGGCUUCACUGGCGACUUUAGCCCGCUCCGCUCGGCACACACUGCUUGCCGCACGGAGAUCGUUGGCAAGAAGCAGGAGCUGGAUGCCUGCAAGUCAAGUCGCGAGAGCCUCAUCUCUCUGGAACAGACGCUGACGACUGAGUUCUCAGGCAUUAACAUCUUUGAGAGCCCAGAGGAGUGCGCAGUCAAGGGAGACGACGUGCUGCUGUACCUGGGCUCCAUGCGUGACCACUUCAAGAACAAGCAGUUGGCAUGGUGGAAAACCUAUUACCGGCUGGAGAACGUGACGCAGAACAUCACCCAGUGGAACUGCACAGACAAGGAAAUCGAGUAUUUCGAGAAAAUUUCGGCUUGCCAGGCUGCGCAGCUGGAGCUUGAGGAGACCGCCUGCCAGGUGCAUGAGAGGACCAACGAGUCCUGUGCGUCUCUCCCCGCUUGCUAUGAAGCGAAGUGGUCCAACUACUUGAUCGAAGUGACGGCCUCCAACAAGACCAUCCAGGACCUCAAGUACGAGUACCGUGCCAUCAAGCGAAUCGGGUGCCUGCUGGAAGCCUUCUCAGCCGCCGAUAUGGAUGCAGCCAUCGAUGCGUGCAUCGCAGAGAGGCAUUCCGCUGCCGCAGUCAGGAGCCAAUGCGUGGACAGCCACGCAGGCAUCGAGAAGCCAAGUUUCGUGACGCCAGAGGUCUGCGCAGGAGGUCUUCAAUCCAUCCUGCAUCCUUCCGACCCCAACUUCAACGAGACUGAGUAUGCUGCCUAUGGAAUCGAGGCGAACAAGUGCCUGGCCUCGUGCUGUACCAUUGACUGGUACAGCUGGAGCACCUUCAACAAUGCCUUCGUGACACAGGACCACUACAUGGUCGACGCUGACACAGGUCGUGUGGCAGCGUUCGGAACUAUGGAAGAGGCCAAAUCCGCUUGCGAGAUGAUGGGCUCAGUGCUUUGCUUUGGCAUCUACGACACCAAGUGUGACGGCGCCUCUGAGGAGUCUCCGGUUAAGCUGAUCAAGGCCCCUGGCUUGGAUCUGGAAUCCGUCAAGGAGUCGAGCAUCGGCAGCUGCGUCCUUCGCAUGAAGCUAGGCUCCGAGACGACCGUGACGACCACCAUCGCCCAGUUCUGCAGCUACGAGGUGAACGUCUCCCGCACCGACGUGGACCCUUCCGCUGUCUGGAAGACCUACCACGUGGAGAAGCAGGAGUACGGUGAGGUGUUCAGAUUCAGCGGCUGCGCCAACGCUGAACUGGACGAGGCAGCUGAGUGCGUCGCCUCCGGCGUCUCCAACGGUGUGCGUGUGCUGAAGAACAGGCACGGCCAGGCUGUGGGAACUGGUGUUUGCUGCGCAUCUGCCACCAACACGGUGUUGACCACCACGCCUAUCCAGUGCGACGGAUUUGCGGACAACUACACGAAGUUUGAGAAGGUGUAUCUCCCGGCAACGAAGCUGAUCCGUGGAACGACUUACAGCAACAUGGCCUCCGCCAGGGAAGCUUGCCUUCGCAUGGGCCACAAGUGCUGGGGCAUCUUCGAUGACAAGUGCGACACCGUCAAUGUGAUGCUGGUGGAUGGUUACAUCGGAGUCACGGCGGGCACUUUCCGCAACUCUUCUCAGUCGUCCUGCAUCUUCCAGAAGGAAGCAGUCUGA